GGAAAGGGCCCCUAAAGAAAAGCCAAAAGCGGUGACCCCAAAGUCUCGCCAAGGCCCCACAAAUGAGGCCCAGAUGGCGGCAGCUGCAGCCUUGGCUCGGCUGGAGCAGAAACCCAAGCCUCGGCUCCCUUCUUCCCAAGACGCCAUCAAGAAUCAAGUGAAAAAGGAGCUUCUGGCUGAAGCAGCAGUGAGCGAGCGAAGACUUUCUGCGGAUGACAAGGGGCCCGUGCCUGCAGUUGAGGAAGAAACAGCAGGACUGUCGGUGUCGGGGGUCUAUUUCAUUUGCCCACUAACUGGGGCCACCGUAAGGAAAGACCAGAAGGAAGCGCACAUAAAAGAGGCCAUCCUCUGUCAUUCCGCUAAAGACCCAGUGGCUGCUUCCAUCAUGGAGAUUCACACCUUCAACAGGGACCGAGAGAAGGUGAAACUUGGUGUUGAGACCAUUGCUAAAUACCUGGAUAACAUCCACCUCCAUCCAGAGGAGGAGAAAUACCGGAAAAUCAAACUGCAAAAUAAAGUGUUUCAGGAAAGGAUAAAUUCUCUAGAAGGGACACACAAGUUUUUCCAGGCCAUUGGGUUUGAGAAGGCAAUGCUGCCUGUUCCUGGACAAGAGACCACAGAAGAGUACUACGUGCUGAAGGAGGAAGUGUUGCCUAAGCUGGAGGAGCUCCAGGACUAUAAGGAGCAGCUGGUGAGUUCAGAGCCAGUGAAGGCCCAGUUGGAUCGCCAGCUCUGCGUUUUCAAACCUUCCCCUCAAGCUGCCCAGUUUGAGCUGCCCCACGAUUUCUACAACCUCACACUAGAGGAGCUAAAGCGAGAACAGCGGCUCCGGACGGAAGCACUGGAGAAGGCCUCUAUGCUGAGAACAAAGGCUAUGCGAGAGAGAGACGAGCAGAGGGAAAUGCGGAAAUAUAACUAUACGCUGCUACGAGUCCGUUUCCCUGAUGGAUACAUUCUACAAGGGACAUUCUAUGCGCGGGAGCCCGUGUCUGUGCUCUACACGUUCGUGAGGGAAGCGCUGCAGGAUGACUGGAUGCCCUUUGAGCUAUUUGUCCCUGGAGGUCUCAAGCUGACGGAAGAGAACGUGGCGUUCAAUGAGUGCGGGCUGGUGCCCUCUGCUCUUCUGACAUUUGCAUGGGAUGCAGCUGUCAUGGCAGACAUAAAAGCUUCAGGGGAAGAGAAGAAAGGAAGCCUGUUGAAACCAGAACUCCUUUCCGCUGUCCAGAUAUUGUCAUGAAAUAAACAGGAUUGGAUUCAGCGCUGUUGCCUCUAUGAUGUGCUGUUGCCUCGAGCAUGGAAAUAGAAGCUGCCUCACUGUCACAAACGUGUUUGAGGGAAGACUUCUGUUUUAGCUAGAGCACUCGAAGGCCGGGUCUCAGUAAGCAAAUGCUCAAUGCAUUAUCCCCUCCAGUCAGAUAGGAGUGUGUCUCUAAGGGGCUGCCACAGAGACACUGGUUUAAACAGAUUUAGGUCUGAAGACAGUCCUGCCCAGAAAAAACUUUACAUUUGCUGCUUUUAUAUAACUACUUAUUAAACAUCCAGAGUAAUCAAGAGCUUUUUAUCUUUUCUAGAACUACUAAAGAAAAAUCCACACUACUGAAGUGUAGCAAAGGACAGCUGCAGCGCUACCCUAUUGAGUUGUGAUGGUGGACAGGGCUAGUGUUUAGCUUUUCCUUGGUGCAUCUAUUGUACACAAUACAGAGCCUUGGUUGGAACACUAACUGCACACACUUGUUAGCCUCAUUAAAUGGAAUAUUUGGAAAUAGUUUCCUUGAGCCAAGUGAUUUGAGUUAACUUCCCUCCUGGUCCUUGUAGGCUUGAGCAAGGUAGGGUGUGCCAAGGGGGGGAUACCAAGCCUGUAUGUGACAGCAGUAGACUUCUAUUGCUACCUCUGGUUGGAGGGCAAAGUAGAGAUCAGGUGAGCAGGUAGGAAAAGCCACAGGUUCAACCUCUCUAAUCUGGCACUCCCUGGUCCAGCAUGGCUUUAGCUGAAUGUUCACUUACCAUGGGUGUGGCCAGGUUUCCCACAGUUCUGUACAUUUUGUUUAUAGCUAUGAGUACUGGCUCUGUGUUCUGUGCUGCUAUUUAGCUAAGAGUCCAGUAGGCAGUGGAAGUGUUGGUAAUGCCACUAGGCUAUUGACCUUCCGUGGCUUGGCACCUGUCCGGUCCUGAGGAUGCUGGACUAGAGGUUCAACCUGUAGUGAACUCGGCAUGGAGAAAUUGGAGGCAGAGCUGCUCUGGGGUGAUCUAAAACAAGUGCCGUGCUACAACUUGACGGAAAGGUCUACCCCAGCACCAGGUAGAGUCACUUUAAGUAUAAAAUUGUCAAGACUCACGUUCCUCUGAGAGUGACUUGAGAUGGUGGGAGUUAGGUCACUGGCUAUGCCUAAAGAAAGUGUGCAUAUUUAUACUUGUUCCUUAAUAUAGAUAUGACCCAGUGUGGCUUUAGUAUGCUGCUUAGUGUGUGUUCACUUUUCCUCCACUAGAGUUUACUAGUCAGCAUUUCCUCCAAAUGCUGGUAGGAGUAAAAUAGUAUGAAAAAGGAAACAAUUGAAAGUCUCUUCCCUCUCACUUUAACCUUCAGUGAUGGAGUAUGAGUUAACAGAGCCACUUGGUAGAAGUAGGUCUUAAAGAUUAAGGGGGGGGGGGGGGGUAGUUCUUGAAUU
This is a messenger RNA of Pelodiscus sinensis (Chinese soft-shelled turtle), 2666 nucleotides long. Lineage: Eukaryota; Metazoa; Chordata; Testudines; Trionychidae. The record is from RefSeq and is a predicted model, not a curated record.